Messenger RNA from Scleropages formosus (Asian bonytongue), 3364 nucleotides. It is a transcript of the gene unc5cb, whose product is annotated as unc-5 netrin receptor Cb. The transcript is spliced from 17 exons. The record is from RefSeq and is a predicted model, not a curated record. NCBI's taxonomy places the organism in Eukaryota, Metazoa, Chordata, Actinopteri, Osteoglossiformes, Osteoglossidae. Gene Ontology annotation, cellular component: membrane. Gene Ontology annotation, molecular function: protein binding; netrin receptor activity. Gene Ontology annotation, biological process: netrin-activated signaling pathway; axon guidance. Bases 482 to 3328 code for a protein of 948 amino acids.
CGAGGCGGGAUGCUCUCCUCCUGCCUCUGAGGCGAAAGCAGCCGGAGCUUCGGAAGAAAUACUUCUGGUAGAAAAUAUAUACAAACGGAGAACAAAACAUGAACCUUGCACUCUACCGCGUUUAUUUUUUGUGCUUUAAUUGGUGGAGUGAAAUAAAGUAAUUAUAUUUUGCACUCGGUUGUUGUUAAGGGCGGUGUGCUGCCGUGUACUACUACUAGUAGUAGCACUAGCUAGUAGUGUAGCCCGUCGGAUAUAUUCCGUAAAGCAAGUCGCGUUGGCUGGAGUUCUUAAACCGCCCCCUCAUCCUCUUGAACCUGUUUUUCAUCAUCCGCCCCGCACGUUCUACACAUCCACCUUCUUGCUUGGACUUCCUUAAUUGAGAAGAGGAGGAAGAACUACUGCAAGCAAGGACGACGUCGUGGGUGCUUUUUAAAAAAGUGCACCGGAUUUAACAGUGAGUUGGGAUUUUAUUUUGUGAAUCAUGAGAAGAAGUGCUGAUCCUGCGGGAGCUGGGCUCGCGGACUUCCUGCUGAAGAAGUGGACGCCGCUGCUGGCUCUCUGGCUGCUCGCGCGCGUCCACGCGGCGGCGGCGCAAGUGGAUGAUGACUUUUUGGCAUUAGGGGAACUUCCUGAGACAUUCCCCUCUGACCCCCCGGAACCCCUCCCACAUUUCCUGGUGGAACCCGAGGAGGCCUACAUUGUGAAGAACAAGCCUGUAAAUCUGUACUGCAAGGCCACUCCUGCCACGCAGAUCUACUUCAAGUGCAACAGCGAAUGGGUUCAUCAGAAGGAACAUACUGUGGAAGAGCGGGUGGACGAGACCUCAGGGCUUCUGGUGCGGGAGGCAAGCAUCGAGAUCUCCAGGCAGCAGGUGGAGGAGCUUUUUGGCCCAGAGGACUUCUGGUGCCAGUGUGUGGCCUGGAGCUCAGCUGGAACCACAAAGAGCCGAAAGGCACAUGUCCGCAUUGCUUAUCUUAAGAAAACCUUUGACCAGGAGCCACUGGGAAAGGAAGUGUCUCUGGAACAGGAAGUGCUUUUACAGUGCCGCCCACCUGAGGGAAUACCUGCAGCUGAGGUGGAGUGGCUAAAGAACGAGGAGCUCAUUGAUCCAGCAGACGAUCGGAAUUUCUAUAUCACAAUUGAUCACAACCUGAUCAUCAAGCAGGCUCGUCUGUCAGACACAGCCAACUACACAUGCGUGGCCAAGAAUAUUGUGGCUAGAAGGAGGAGUACCACAGCUACUGUUAUUGUCUAUGUGAAUGGUGGAUGGUCCACCUGGACUGAAUGGUCAGUGUGUAGCAGCCGCUGUGGACGUGGGUACCAGAAGCGCACACGUAGCUGCACCAACCCUGCCCCCUUGAAUGGGGGGGCCAUCUGUGAUGGCCAAGCUGUCCAGAAGCUAGCCUGUACCUCCCUUUGUGCAGUGGAUGGCCUGUGGACAGAGUGGAGUAAGUGGUCUACCUGUGGCACAGAAUGUACUCACUGGCGGAGGAGGGAAUGCAGUGCCCCCGCACCCAAGAACGGGGGCAAAGACUGCGAGGGCGUGCUGCUGCAGGCCCAAAAUUGCACCGACGGACUGUGCAUGCAGAGUUCAUUUUAUCAGAUGUCCACUGAGCCUAAAGCCAAGAGUGAUAUUGGACUUCCAUCUGCCCCCAGCACAGACGACAUGGCACUCUACGUGGGCAUUGUCAUUGCUGUCAUCAUGUGCCUCGUCAUUUCUGUCAUUGUGGCACUCUUUGUGUACCGCAAGACCCACCGUGACUUUGACUCCAACAUCGACUCUUCUGCCCUCAAUGGAGGAUUUCAGCCAGUCAGCAUCAAGACAACUCGAACAGCAGAGCUUCUGACAGCUCCCCCAGACCUAACUUCGGCAGCAGCCAUGUACCGCAGCCCUGUAUACGCACUCCAUGAUGUGUCGGACAAGAUUCCCAUGACCACCUCGCCACUGCUUGACCCUCUGCCCAACCUGAAAAUAAAGGUUUACAAUUCAUCUGGCCUGGUCACACCACAGGAGGAGUUCUCUGACUUGAGUUCCAAGUUUUCCCCGAAGCCCACACAUGCGCUUCUGGAUGCCGAGACCAUGAAUCUCCGUAACCAAAGCCUGGCUCGAACCGGCGACCCCUCCUGCACCGCCCUAGGGUCCUUCAACUCACUGGGAGGACAUCUCAUUGUGCCCAACUCAGGAGUGAGUUUGCUGGUGCCAGCAGGAGCUAUCCCUCAAGGCAGGGUGUAUGAGAUGUUUGUUACGGUCCACAGGAAGGAGGCCAUGAGACCCUCAGUAGAAGGCACACAGACGAUCCUGAGUCCAGUGGUGAGCUGCGGGCCCCUAGGUGCCCUCCUGACCCGCCCUGUCGUUCUCACCAUGCACCACUGUGCAGAGGCUUUCAGUCAAGACUGGCACAUCCAGCUGAAGAACCAGGUGUCCCAGGGUCAGUGGGAGGACAUGGUGGUGGUGGGAAAGGAGAACUUUACUACACCGUGCUAUAUCCAGAUGGAUGCAGAGGCUUGCCACAUUCUGACAGAGACUCUGGGAACCUACUGCCUGCUGGGCCAGGCUGUCAGCAAGGCUACAGCCAAGCGCCUCAAACUGGCUGUUUUCGGGCCUCUUACCAGCACCAUCCUGGAAUACCACAUCCGGGUCUACUGUCUGGACGACACCCAGGAUGCCCUCAAGGAGGUCCUGCAAAUGGAGAAGCAGAUGGGAGGGAAGCUGCUGGAUGAACCAAAGACCUUGACCUUCAAGGACAGCAGCCACAACCUUCGGCUUUCUAUCCAUGACAUUCCGCAUGCACUGUGGAAGAGCAAGCUACUUGCCAAGUACCAGGAGCUGCCUUUCUCCCAGGUAUGGAGCUGCUCCCAGCGCAGCCUGCAUUGUACCUUCACUCUGGAGCGCUUCAGCAGCAGCACGACUGAACUCGCCUGCAAACUGUGCGUGCGGCAGGUGGAAGGAGAAGGCCAGAUCUUCCAGCUCAAUACUACUUUGUCAGAGGACACCCAAAGCAUUGACACAUCACUCCUGGAUCCAGCCAGCAGUAUCACCACAUUAGUGGGCCCCACUGCCUUCCGUAUUCCACUCCCUAUCCGCCAGAAGCUGUGCAGCAGCCUGGACGCCCCUCAGAUGCGGGGCAAUGACUGGAGGAUGCUGGCACACAAACUUAACCUGGACAGGUACCUGAACUACUUUGCCACCAAAUCGAGCCCUACGGGUGUGAUCCUGGACCUGUGGGAGGCUCAGCACUUUCCAGACGGGAACCUGAACCAGCUGGCUGCUGUACUAGAGGAAAUGGGACGAAACGACAACAUUGUGCCCUCAGCAGUAGAGCACUGACGCACCUCUAGGACGUGUGUCCAAGGAUUCUCACCU